AUGGAUGAAGAUUUCGAAAAACGCUAUUUUGAGAUGGAAAUGCGCUUGAACAGGACAUUACAAGAAAACAAUAAAGCAUCAAUUGACGAAAUAUCGAAUUCUUAUGGUUUAAAACAAACAAGACUCGCUCCUACAAAUCAAUACGACAUUCCUAUAGCAUAUUUAAGUAAACAAGCAUCAUAUGGACCAUCAUCUGAAGAUCAUCUCAAAGACAAAGAUGUUUACAGAUAUCUUAGAUCAAUUAAUAAAUUACCAGAAACAUUGUUCAAAGAAUAUCAGGAUAGAAAAGAAAAAGGAAUCAAGACAUCAGAAGAUUAUGCCAAGCCAGAAGCCGUCGAUAGACUUCAAAAAGAUCUUAUCAAAAAACAAGAAAAAUCAAAAGCAAGAAACGAAAGAGCAGGUAACUACGAUAUUAGCGGUAAAACAUCUGUUGACUUUAUUAAUGAUAAUAAUAGAAGAUUUAAUAGGAAACUUGCUCGCGCUUACGAUCAAUACACUGAACAAACUAGAAUCAACAUUGAACGUGGUGGCAAUGUGUAA
Messenger RNA from Trichomonas vaginalis G3, 540 nucleotides. RefSeq names its product SYF2 splicing factor family. Lineage: Eukaryota; Parabasalia; Trichomonadida; Trichomonadidae. The record is from RefSeq and is a predicted model, not a curated record. The transcript has a single exon. Bases 1 to 540 code for a protein of 179 amino acids. Gene Ontology annotation, cellular component: catalytic step 2 spliceosome; Prp19 complex; post-mRNA release spliceosomal complex.